Messenger RNA from Plasmodium malariae, 1077 nucleotides. RefSeq lists its product as uncharacterized. Lineage: Eukaryota; Apicomplexa; Aconoidasida; Haemosporida; Plasmodiidae. Bases 1 to 1077 code for a protein of 358 amino acids. The record is from RefSeq and is a predicted model, not a curated record. The transcript has 2 exons.
AUGAUUUUACUAAGAAUAGCAUUAUUCCUCCUGCAUAUUGUAGUUUAUCUCUGUAGUGAAAGAAAAAACAAGAACAUCAUUCUUAUAAAUGAUGAAACGUCCAGUUUAAAUAAUACCACACAGUGUUCACAGGAUGUUCAUUUUGCAUUUAAAAAGGAGUUAUAUAAAUAUUGCGUUGAACAUGAUAUAAAAAAUACAGAAUCACAUGUAUAUAUACAGAAAAAAGAAAACAAUAGAUGGAUAUCACAAUCAGAAUUAUUAGGAAAAUUUUAUAAAAUUAAACCUGUAUCUAUUUUUAAUUUUGUGGAUGAUAAUCAAAUUAUACUUAUAAUUUGCGAAUAUAUAAACAAUGACAAAACUAAUACUAAGGAUUGUUACCGUUGGAGUAGCCAAGAUGGGACUACAUUUACAAAAGAAAAUGUAGUCAUAGAUAAUGAUAUUUUUAAUAAUAAAAACUAUUCAUCUUAUUCAUCCGCUCCUUUAAAAAUUUCUAAUAAAACUUAUUUAUUAAUUUGUGGUACACAUUCUAAUCAAUUAAAAAACAAUAAAAACGAAGAUCACUUGGCAUCUUGCACUGCCAGUGAUGAUGAUGGAAGAAAUUGGAGAACACAAAUUAAAAUCAACUAUUCCGGAUUUCAAGCGGACAGCCCAUUUUUUGCCCUAACACCUCACAUAUUCAACGACGAGUUAGGCUUUUAUUUUUACACAGGAGUAAAUAUUAGUACUAAGAGUACGGGUGGACAAUAUAUAGCUUGUUCUGUUGAUAAUGGGACGAAUAUAUCAUUCAAUUGUAAUGAUGUUAAUCUUUUUAAAGAAAAUAAAUUAUUACAAAAUAUUACAAAGUUGAGUGAUCAUUACUUGACUAAUUAUAUAGAUAAAGAUUAUUUAGAUUUAUGUUAUUUGUAUUAUACGAAAGAAAAUGCAAUUAUGAUAGGCUCCCCAAAACAUAUAUAUAAUGAUCAUAAAUGCUAUAACAGUUCCAUCAUAAAAGAAGAUGAAUCUACAUUUUUUUUUACUUAUUAUAAGGGGCAUGGAUUACAAAAUAUGCACUCAAUUCACUAUACACAGUAUGACUAA